GGAUGCGCGGGCGCCCGGGGCUGCAGGUCCUCAGACCAAACUACAACUCCCAGGACCCAGCGGGCGCUGCCGCCCACGCGACGUCACGGCGGCGGAGGGCGCAGGCGGCUGGGCGCCCGGCGAGUGGACUGUUCGAGCCCUUCCGCUGGGACCCGGGCCCUGGCUCCGGCCCCGCGAUGGGAGCUGCUCUCCGCGGGCUGAGCCUGUCAGCAUCCUCGACGCACCCUGGUCCCUGAAGUCGGAGAAGAGCCCCUACCCACCCACACCCCCUUGCCCCAUUUUGGGUCGCCUGGGUCCUCAGUCCUAGCGGAUCCUCAGUCCUAGCGGCCACCGGGUCUGAAAGGAGCAAGACGAUGAUCCUGGCGUCGGUGCUGAGGAGCGGUCCCCGGGGCGGGCUUCCGCUCCGGCCCCUCCUGGGGCCCGCACUCGCGCUCCGGGCCCGCUCGACGUCGGCCACCGACACACACCACGUGGAGAUGGCUCGGGAGCGCUCCAAGACUGUCACCUCCUUUUACAACCAGUCGGCCAUCGACGCGGCAGCGGAGAAGCCCUCAGUCCGCCUAACGCCCACCAUGAUGCUCUACGCUGGCCGCUCUCAGGACGGCAGUCACCUUCUGAAAAGUGCUCGGUACCUGCAGCAAGAACUUCCAGUGAGGAUUGCUCACCGCAUCAAGGGCUUCCGCUGCCUUCCUUUCAUCAUUGGCUGCAACCCCACCAUACUGCACGUGCAUGAGCUAUAUAUCCGUGCCUUCCAGAAGCUGACAGACUUCCCUCCGAUCAAGGACCAGGCGGACGAGGCCCAGUACUGCCAGCUGGUGCGACAGCUGCUGGAUGACCACAAGGAUGUGGUGACCCUCUUGGCAGAGGGCCUGCGUGAGAGCCGGAAGCACAUAGAGGAUGAAAAGCUCGUCCGCUACUUCUUGGACAAGACGCUGACUUCGAGGCUUGGAAUCCGCAUGUUGGCCACGCAUCACCUGGCGCUGCAUGAGGACAAGCCUGACUUUGUCGGCAUCAUCUGUACUCGUCUCUCACCAAAGAAGAUUAUUGAGAAGUGGGUGGACUUUGCCAGACGCCUGUGUGAGCACAAGUAUGGCAAUGCGCCCCGUGUCCGCAUCAAUGGCCAUGUGGCUGCCCGGUUCCCCUUCAUCCCUAUGCCACUGGACUACAUCCUGCCGGAGCUGCUCAAGAAUGCCAUGAGAGCCACAAUGGAGAGUCACCUAGACACUCCCUACAAUGUCCCAGAUGUGGUCAUCACCAUCGCCAACAAUGAUGUCGAUCUGAUCAUCAGGAUCUCAGACCGUGGUGGAGGAAUCGCUCACAAAGAUCUGGACCGGGUCAUGGACUACCACUUCACUACUGCUGAGGCCAGCACACAGGACCCCCGGAUCAGCCCCCUCUUUGGCCAUCUGGACAUGCAUAGUGGCGCCCAGUCAGGACCCAUGCACGGCUUUGGCUUCGGGUUGCCCACGUCACGGGCCUACGCGGAGUACCUCGGUGGGUCUCUGCAGCUGCAGUCCCUGCAGGGCAUUGGCACGGACGUCUACCUGCGGCUCCGCCACAUCGAUGGCCGGGAGGAAAGCUUCCGGAUCUGACCCCACAGCCUUUGGCCUGCUCACCCGACCAGCCUGGGCCGCAUUCCCUGCAGGACCUCCCGGGUCAGGCAGGGCGGCCCCCUGCUCCACACACUGCUGCAUCUUGGGUCUCAGGGCCCCAGACAGAUGGACUUACAUGGAGCUGGGCACUGCCCCGCCUCAACAGGGUCCAUUGCCUCCUCGCCUCCAGACCUUGGAGUGGGGAAGUGGGCACCCUGAGGCCUCCAGCACCAGUUCCGUCAUUCUCGUUCCUGGGGAACCCCCACUCUGACCUGUUGUUAUUAAAGUUCACAUUUUGAAUGCC
Molecule: messenger RNA, 1896 nt
Organism: Pan troglodytes (chimpanzee)
Lineage: Eukaryota; Metazoa; Chordata; Mammalia; Primates; Hominidae
Gene: BCKDK
Product: branched chain keto acid dehydrogenase kinase
Exons: 12
Coding region: 354-1592 (412 amino acids)
Biological process (GO): protein phosphorylation; regulation of glucose metabolic process
Cellular component (GO): mitochondrion
Molecular function (GO): pyruvate dehydrogenase (acetyl-transferring) kinase activity
Source: RefSeq, a predicted model, not a curated record